AAGGUUCUGUGUCCAAUAUUAUUGGGUCUUUUUUAAGAUCUUAAGUAAUUGGUCACGCAGCUGUAAGGGUCUCCUGCGCAUUGGGAACUGACAAAAGCUUCCAAUUUCUCUUCAUAUCCGUAGUUGCUUGUUCGAGAUUAAAACAGUAGCUCAGAAGAAACUGGUGGGUUUACUCCUUUUUCUAGGCAACUGAUUUUGGUAUCUUCACUCUCUUUUGGUCCUUUUAUUUCUAUUCCGUUCUUCCAUCGAUUUGUGAUUAUACAAGAGAGGUUCCUGAAAUUCUUGCACUUGACUCUUUGUCGUUCUCUGAUCAAAUUUUGUGAAAUUGUUCCCAAACACCUUCUCUGCAGUUCCUCUCAAUUUAUUUGCUUCUUGUGAGGGGAUCUAUUUUGAUUGUUUCAAUCUAAUUUCAAUUUCUUAAUCAUGCCUACUGGAUAGUGGAUCUUUUCACUGUUGGGAAGUUCCCAAAUUCCUGUCACUAUUAUUCCAUUACGCCACAUGCCAGCUUGAGUUCGGAUUUGGCAAGAAGCAUUUCAGUUUUCAUUCUAGGAGAUAGCUUUGGUUUCAGGAAUUCAAGGCUUCAUUUGGGCCACGUGAUUCUUGCUGCUCUAGUUUACAUGCUAUGGCAGAUUGUAAAGAUGACGAUCAUGUCAUUGCAGCGGCACAACACAUUGUAACGGCAUUAGGGACAAAUAGUAACUUGACUGAUGAUGUGAAGAAAAUUCUGGAAGAACUUGGCUCUCGAUUGUCCACCAUGACUCUACUGUCAGCAAACAAGAGAGAGAUAAAUGAGAUUGAAAAACGACUUGACUCUGUUCAGGAGAAGAUUGCUAGUUGGGAAUCUGAUCAGUCGAUAUGGGACUCCAGCUCAGGGGAAGCUUCUGAGUAUCUUCAAGCUGUGGAGGAAGUCCGAAGAUUGACGGAAAGUUUGGGGACUUUAUCUUUGAAUGAAAAUGAAGCAGUGAAGCUCCUUAACCGGGCUCACAGUGUUCUUCAAAUGGGAAUGGCUAAGCUUGAGGAAGAGUUCAGUCACAUACUUGUGCAGAAUAGGCAACCUUUUGAACCUGAGCAUAAGCCCUUCCGUUGCUGUGAAGUAGAUUUUGUGGACGUGGAAUCGACCAUCUCAGUCGAAGAUGACUCGGGCAAUGACUCGCUUCGUAGAGAUAGUACUACCUCCAAAGGCUUGGAGGAAUUCAUCAUAGAUUUGAUCCAUCCAGAUGUAAUUCCUGACCUCAAAUGCAUUGCAAGUUCAAUGGUCGCAUCAAAUUAUGAUCAGGAAUGUUGUCAGGCUUACAUUAGCAUCCGAAAAGAUGCGGUGGAUGAGUGCUUAUUCAUUCUUGAAGUGGAGAAACUGAGUAUCGAAGAUGUGCUAAAGAUGGAGUGGAGUAGCUUGAAUUGCAUGAUCAAGAAAUGGAUACGAGCAGUGAAGAUCUUUGUGCGUGUUUACCUUGCCAGUGAGAAACAGCUUUGCGACCAGAUACUGGGGGAGUUUGCAUCAGUUAAUUCAGUUUGUUUUGCUGAGGUAUCAAAGGGUUCAAUGUUGCAACUCCUAAAUUUUGGUGAUGCUAUAGCAGUUGGUCCCCGUCAACCAGAAAAGUUGUUUAAGAUUCUUGACAUGUACGACGUGCUGGCUGAACUUCUCCCUGAUAUUGAAACUCUUUUCUCUGAUGAGACUGGUUCUUCAAUCAGAAUUGAGUGCCAUGAGGUCCUAAGGAGAUUGGGUGAUUCUGUUCUGGGUACUUUUCUUGAAUUUGAGAAUGCAAUUGAAUCGAACACAUCCACGAAUCCCUUUGCCGGAGGUGGGAUCCACCCUCUGACCAAAUAUGUCAUGAAUUACAUCAAGGUCCUUACUGAUUACAGUGAUACCCUUAAUUGUCUUCUUGAGAACCAUGAUGAAUAUCCUGCUUCCUCACUGUCUAAUACCAACCCUGUUGUAGAGGAGGAGAAUGAGAACAAGUGCUCGUCUUCCAGUACUUCCAUGGCUCACCAUAUACGGUCAAUCACUUCAGUUCUAGAGUCCAACCUUGAUGGUAAAUCCAGGUUGUACAGGGAUGAGUCUCUGCAACACUUUUUCCUGAUGAAUAACAUCUGUUACAUGGUUCAAAAGGUUAAGGGUUCUGAACUUGGAGCCCUUUUUGGGGAUAAUUGGAUCCGACAACACAACAGGAAAUUCCAGCAGCAUGCAAUGAGUUAUGAGAGAGCCACUUGGAGUUCUAUCCUUUCUUUACUGAAGGAUGAGGGGAUCUGCAACCCAGGUUCAAAUUCUGUCUCGAAAAUAGUUCUUAAAGAGCGGUUUAGAAAUUUUAAUCUAGCUUUUGAGGAGGUUUACAAGAACCAGACAGUGUGGUUGAUCCCAGAUCCUCAGCUUCGGGAGGAUCUACGGAUCUCAGUGUCACUGAAAGUUAUCCAGGCAUACCGGACAUUUGUGGGGAGAUAUGCCAGUCAUCUGGAUGGUGGGAGGCAAAGUGACAAGUACAUCAAGUACAAUGCAGAUGAUCUGCAGAAUUUCCUCUUGGAUCUCUUUGAGGGGUCCCCAAAAUCAUUGCACACACCCCGCAGGAGGUGAAGAACUCAACAAUUGUUGAGUUUCAGAGUUUAUUGUUUCUUCCUUUCUUUUGUCUUUCUCUAUUUCCAUAAUUUCAUGGUUGUUGUUCAUGUCCAUAAACUUGGACAUUAAUGGUACGUUGCUUCAUGUAUUGUAUCAUACUGGUGGAGCUGUAGGUUUUAAAGAAAACUUUGGCUGUUGUAAUUUUAUGACUUGCAAAUGAAAGUAUAAUUAUUGGUUUGUACUUA
Telopea speciosissima is the source of this 2793-nucleotide messenger RNA. Its product is annotated as exocyst complex component EXO70E2. The transcript has a single exon. The coding region runs from base 623 to 2566 and encodes 647 amino acids. Gene Ontology annotation, cellular component: exocyst. The record is from RefSeq and is a predicted model, not a curated record. Gene Ontology annotation, biological process: exocytosis. Gene Ontology annotation, molecular function: phosphatidylinositol-4,5-bisphosphate binding. NCBI's taxonomy places the organism in Eukaryota, Viridiplantae, Streptophyta, Magnoliopsida, Proteales, Proteaceae.